AUGCUGAGGAUGCGGACCGCGGGAUGGGCGCGCGGCUGGUGCCUGGGUUGCUGUCUCCUCUUGCCGCUCUCGCUCAGCCUGGCGGCCGCCAAGCAACUCCUCCGAUACCGACUAGCCGAGGAGGGCCCAGCGGACGUCCGCAUCGGCAACGUCGCCUCGGACCUGGGCAUCGUGACUGGCUCGGGUGAGGUGACUUUCAGCCUCGAGUCGGGCUCGGAGUACCUGAAGAUCGACAACCUCACCGGCGAGCUGAGCACGAGCGAGCGGCGCAUCGACCGCGAGAAGCUGCCCCAGUGUCAGAUGAUCUUCGACGAGAACGAGUGCUUUCUGGACUUCGAAGUAUCGGUGAUCGGGCCCUCGCAGAGCUGGGUGGACCUGUUCGAGGGUCGGGUCAUCGUACUGGAUAUCAACGACAACACGCCCACCUUCCCGUCACCCGUGCUCACGCUCACGGUGGAGGAGAACCGGCCGGUGGGCACUCUCUACUUGCUACCCACCGCCACCGACCGUGACUUCGGCCGCAACGGCAUCGAGCGCUACGAGCUGCUCCAGGAGCCCGGGGGCGGUGGCGGCGGCGGCGGCGGCGGCAGCGGCGGCGAGGGCCGGCGUGCUGGGCCUGCCGACAGCGCCCCCUACCCCGGGGGCGGCGGGAACGGCGCGAGCGGCGGCGGCCCCGGCGGCUCCAAGAGGCGGCCGGACGCACCAGAGGGCGGCGGCGGGACCAACCCCAGUGGCCGCAGCAGCGUGUUCGAACUGCAGGUGGCCGACACCCCGGAUGGCGAGAAGCAGCCACAGCUGAUCGUGAAGGGGGCGCUGGAUCGGGAACAACGCGACUCGUACGAGCUGACCCUGCGGGUGCGCGACGGUGGCGACCCGCCUCGCUCCUCUCAGGCCAUCCUGAGGGUGCUCAUCACCGACGUGAACGACAACAGUCCCCGCUUCGAGAAGAGCGUGUACGAAGCUGACCUGGCCGAGAAUAGCGCCCCAGGGACUCCCAUCCUGCAGCUGCGUGCCGCCGACCUGGACGUGGGGGUCAACGGACAGAUCGAGUAUGUGUUCGGAGCGGCUACCGAAUCCGUGCGGCGGCUGCUGCGCCUGGACGAGACGUCCGGCUGGCUUAGUGUCCUGCACCGUAUCGACCGCGAGGAGGUGAACCAGCUGCGCUUCACCGUCAUGGCCCGCGACCGCGGGCAGCCCCCCAAAACCGACAAGGCCACAGUGGUCCUCAACAUCAAGGACGAGAACGAUAAUGUUCCGUCCAUUGAAAUCCGCAAGAUCGGGCGUAUCCCACUCAAGGACGGGGUGGCCAACGUGGCCGAGGAUGUUCUGGUCGACACUCCCAUUGCUCUGGUACAGGUGUCCGACCGAGACCAAGGCGAGAAUGGGGUAGUCACCUGCACCGUGGUGGGUGACGUGCCCUUCCAGCUCAAGCCGGCCAGCGACACAGAGGGCGACCAGAACAAGAAAAAGUACUUUCUGCACACCUCGGCCCCUUUGGACUAUGAGACCACCCGGGAAUUCAACGUGGUCAUUGUGGCGGUGGACUCCGGCAGCCCCAGCCUCUCCAGCAACAACUCCCUGGUUGUCAAGGUAGGAGACACCAAUGACAACCCGCCCGUCUUUGGCCAGUCCGUGGUGGAGGUUUACUUUCCGGAGAACAACAUCCCUGGAGAGAGGGUGGCCACGGUGCUGGCGACAGACGCGGACAGUGGGAAAAAUGCAGAGAUUGCCUACUCUCUGGAUUCCUCUGUGAUGGGAAUCUUUGCCAUCGAUCCUGAUUCUGGGGACAUCCUUGUCAAUACGGUGCUGGACCGAGAGCAGACAGACAGGUACGAGUUUAAAGUUAAUGCCAAAGACAAAGGCAUCCCAGUGCUGCAGGGCAGCACCACGGUGAUUGUGCAGGUGGCUGACAAGAAUGACAAUGACCCUAAGUUUAUGCAGGACGUCUUUACCUUUUAUGUGAAAGAAAACUUGCAGCCCAACAGCCCGGUGGGGAUGGUCACGGUGAUGGAUGCAGACAAGGGGCGCAAUGCAGAGAUGAGCCUCUACAUAGAGGAAAACAGUAACAUUUUUUCCAUUGAAAAUGACACAGGGACCAUUUACUCUACAAUGUCUUUUGACCGGGAACAUCAGACCACAUACACCUUCAGAGUCAAGGCUGUGGAUGGGGGGGAUCCUCCCAGAUCAGCCACAGCAACAGUCUCUCUCUUUGUGAUGGAUGAGAAUGACAAUGCUCCUACAGUUACCCUUCCCAGAAACAUUUCCUACACUUUACUGCCACCUUCAAGUAAUGUCAGGACAGUAGUAGCUACAGUGUUGGCAACAGACAGUGACGAUGGCAUCAAUGCAGACCUUAACUACAGCAUUGUGGGAGGGAAUCCCUUCAAGCUGUUUGAGAUUGAUUCCACCAGUGGUGUGGUUUCUUUAGUGGGAAAACUCACCCAAAAGCAUUAUGGCUUGCACAGGUUGGUGGUGCAAGUGAAUGACAGUGGGCAGCCUUCCCAGUCCACCACGACUCUGGUGCAUGUGUUUGUCAAUGAAAGUGUUUCUAAUGCAACUGUGAUUGACUCCCAGAUAGCCAGAAGUUUGCACACCCCACUCACCCAGGAUAUAGCUGGUGACCCAAGUUAUGAAAUUAGCAAACAGAGACUCAGUAUUGUCAUUGGGGUGGUUGCUGGAAUUAUGACAGUGAUUCUAAUCAUCUUAAUUGUAGUGAUGGCAAGGUACUGCCGGUCCAAAAAUAAAAAUGGCUAUGAAGCUGGCAAAAAGGAUCAUGAAGACUUUUUUACACCCCAGCAGCACGACAAAUCUAAAAAGCCUAAAAAGGACAAGAAAAACAAAAAGUCUAAGCAGCCUCUCUACAGCAGCAUUGUCACUGUAGAAGCUUCUAAACCAAAUGGACAGAGGUAUGAUAGUGUCAAUGAGAAGCUGUCAGACAGCCCGAGCAUGGGGCGAUACCGAUCUGUUAACGGGGGGCCUGGCAGUCCUGACCUGGCCAGGCAUUACAAAUCUAGUUCUCCAUUGCCUACUGUCCAGCUUCACCCCCAGUCACCAACUGCAGGAAAAAAACACCAGGCCGUACAAGAUCUACCACCAGCCAACACAUUUGUGGGAGCAGGAGACAACAUUUCAAUUGGAUCGGAUCACUGCUCUGAAUACAGCUGUCAAACCAAUAACAAGUACAGCAAACAGCCAUUUCGUAGAGUGACGUUUUCUGUUGUGAGUCAGCCUCAGGACCCACAUCAGGGGUCACUGCAGAGUUGCUAUGACAGCGGGCUGGAGGAGUCAGAGACACCAAGCAGUAAGAGUUCAUCAGGGCCAAGGCUGGGUGCCCUUCCACUCCCAGAGGACAACUAUGAAAGGACCACGCCGGAUGGCAGUGUUGAUUCAAGACCUCUUCCAGAUGUAGCCCUGACUGGGAAGUGUACCCGUGAGUGUGAUGAAUAUGGCCACUCAGACUCCUGCUGGAUGCCGGUCCGCACUUCUCCAGAGAGGAAGAAGAACCAGCCCAAACUCUCCACUUUCAUGCCUGUUGAUGAACGAGGAAGCCAGGAAAAGCUGGCCAAUGGUGAGGCCGCGAUCAUGGGUGACCGCAACAGAAACCUCCUAAACAAAAAGUUGACCUCCUCCUAUGAGACCUUCAGUGCAGCUAGUUUCAGCAAAAAUGAGGAAGCCAACCCUGAGGAUAUUCCCCUUACAAAAACAGGGGAAUACAAGCCAUCUCCUGUCAAUACUCUCACUAGAAGAGAAGUUUACCUGUAGGCUAUAAAGAAGAACAGCAAAGUUCUUUUCAUGUAUGAGAAGGAGAAUAAGGGGCAAAAAAACUUACAAAAACCGUGUAAUCAAAAAGAGGGGGCUACCAAAGAGACAAAACUUUGCCUGCCACUUCUGCCUCCAGAUCAGGCCUUUAGUGAUACUGUUAGCCUGAUUGUAAUGUACAAUGUAGAAACCAUCCUUGUUACUUGCAUGUCUGACCCCCUCACUGAUUAUUCCCAACACCCGCUAUUCCUCUUCCCCAUCCCCCUCCAAGGAGGAAAAAAAAAAAAGAUGGUUGCAAGUUUCUUUCAUGGUAACAAGCCUGAUUAGCAGAACACAAUACACUCUCAUUAUCCCUAAGCUGAAGCAUGAUUUAGUCACUUUGAUUUAGUUCGAAUGCCAUCCGGUUGGUCAAAAAAACACCACAAAAAGCAAAAAACCGAAAAACAAACAAACAAAGAACAGAUCAGGUAAAAUGUAUUUCAGACAUACCAUCAGAAUAUGAUUAAUCACCAUGAAAGGCAAUCCCCCCCAAAUGAUAGCGUUCCUGUAAAAGUACAGUUCUUAUUAAGGGGGACUCUAUAAGAAGAAUAUUGAGAAUCUCACAAGCUUUAAAAUUCUAACAAAGACUGACAGCUAGACAAUACCCAGUUAGAGAUUGCAGUCCCAAAUUGGCUUAUACAUAGUUCUUUUCAAGUCAGGGGUAUCCACUUCAAUCCCAUACAUUCAUCAAAUAUUCUUAGUAUACACACAAUCUUGACCACAUAUAUCAAUUACACUAAUUAUAACUUGUAAAAAUUAUAUAUAUAUAUUUUUCAGAACAGCACCGCUGUUAUCAACUAACUGGAACAAUUGUGUCAUUAAAAGGCCAAAGAUCACACGGCAGAUCAGGGAUAUCAUGAAGCAGAUUUGGUCUUGACGUGGAAAUCCAUUAAGCAACGAAAGCAACCGAACCCAUGCACACACAGAAAUACUCAAACACUAGCUUCUUUUACAUUGUCUCUAUACCUGAAAACAUGCAUUCUCUUUUAAAAUGGGUUUUCUUUGAAAGCUCAGAAAACGAAAAACUAAAUGAUGUAUUUUUGGUAUUACAGUAGACAAUUAGUUAAGGUUCAAGUUUAGUUUCAAAAACUAUUAUCAGGGAAGAUUCCACUUGUAAAAACCAUAUUUGUGGGUAGUUAGGGAAAGAAAGAUAUGUUGGUAUACAGUCUUUUAAGUUAAAAUCACUAUUAUCAUUUUAGUAUCCAGGUGAUGUUUACUGGUCUUAUUAUUUACGUUUCAAAUUAUCAAUUGUAUUUUUUAUGUGUUUAAGGAACUCUUUCAUAUAACACAAGUGCAUUAAUUUUGAAUCCUGUGCAAUAUAGCACUAUUUCGAGACUCACAACAUUGAAACAAGGUGACACCCUAAUUGAUUUGUCACUAAUGUGAUUCUGAACGUGAUUGGAUAUGUCUUAAAACAAAUCCAGACGGAACAUGAAAGAAAUGAGUUCUGGUCAGUGAUAUGUCUCCUUGUAUGUACAUCUCAGAGUGGAAAAAUAUGCAAUUUUUUCAGUGGAAAAAAAAAACCCACAGAAUAUGCAGACUUUGGGUCGUUUGUUCUAUAGAGGAUGAUUUAACAUAAUUGGAAAUUAUGAGCUGGGACAUUCAGACAGAAGUGACAAUCCAGCGACAGAAUAGGGGAUAUAACAGGUGAAAAGUGCAAAUGUUCCCAACACUGAAUGUUUGCAACCUGGUUAGGACAUAGCCUGAUGGCUCUCUAGCAAACUGUAGAAAUAAUGUAGCUUUGGAUAGUUUUAUUCUUUACAGAGUUUCUUAGACUAUAAGGUGAAGCAGCCUGGACUAGAGGUUGUGAACUCACUAUAGGUCAUCAAAAUGUUUAUCUUGAAAACCACUUCUCUGGUGGGCUACUCUUUUGGGGUCAUUUCCUUCUGCUCUUUCUUAUAAAUCGAGUUUUCAUUUUGAUGUUAGUUUAUGUAUAAUAGUUAGGAUGAAAGAAGAUAUGUAAUUGAAACAAAAACAUUGGACUAAAAUACCAAUAAUUGAACAUCUUUAUGUUUGAUUAUUAUUUACAUGAUGGAAAGAUGCAAUUCUAGUACUUUGUUAGGAAACUGCAUUAAAGCAGUUCUGCCUUGUAUAAUCUGUAAGUACCUA
Messenger RNA from Callorhinus ursinus (northern fur seal), 5907 nucleotides. It is a transcript of the gene PCDH7, whose product is annotated as protocadherin 7. Gene Ontology annotation, molecular function: calcium ion binding. The record is from RefSeq and is a predicted model, not a curated record. Lineage: Eukaryota; Metazoa; Chordata; Mammalia; Carnivora; Otariidae. Gene Ontology annotation, biological process: homophilic cell-cell adhesion. Gene Ontology annotation, cellular component: plasma membrane.